GGUUGUUAGAGCCUGGAGAUGCACACUUUUAGAAAGUUUGAAAACAUAAUAAGCGAAGAAGAAGAAAAAGAUAACAUAAGAAAAGUGAACCAAUAACUUUUUUUGAAAAGUCUUCAACAGACAGCCAUGUCUUCAAGGCCCAGAAGCCAGAAGCAGUUUUCACAGAACACGUGUGGUUUGGGGAAAAAGAAGAAAACCCAUGAUCAGAGUGUUGUCCUGUGUGAAAUACUGAAGGGAGAAAAACAGCUGGCAGGGCUUAAAGCCAAGGAUGAGGAAGGCACACAGGAGCUAAAAAGUUUGAAGGACCAGACAAAGGAGCUGCAGGAUGACAUUAAUAAAAUACAGGAGCGCUUUCAUGAAGCCUUUGUUGAGGAUGAAGAUGCUGAUGAUGCUCUGGAGGAAGCGAAGGCAGACAGCAAAGAGUUCAUUCAAAAGGAGGCAGAGUUAGAGAGAUUAAAGAAAGAGUAUGCUGAACUGAUGGAGAGGAGAGAGGAGCUACAGCAUCAAGUUCAGAGGCACUCAAUGUACAAGCACUUCAUGGAGCGUGUGCUUAAAAUAACAAAGUUUGAGGAUGCUGAGGCUCUCGCAGACUACACAGAGAGUCUGCUCCAUUUUCAAGAUCAGUUCUACCAGAAGGAGAUGAAGUUGCAGGAUGAGGUCGACCAGCAGAAGAAAGCACUGUUAACCCUGCAGGACCAGCACAACUUGGUGGUAAUGCAGAAAAACAGUCUGCUGUCUCAGCUCCAGACCGAGCUAGAGAAGACUCAGGCCGAAGCUCUCACAUGGGAACAAAAGUGGAACCACAUUCAGGAAACAGCUGCAAAGAAGACACUACAACUGGGAAAGAUUAAGAUGGCGAUCCUAAACCUCUAUGAAAUGACAGCAGGUGCCAUAGGAGAAAAGGAAGGAGUUGAUAUGAAUGACACAGAGACGCAGCUGAACAAGCUGCAGAUGUUCUCCGAGGAUGAAAAUGACAUAGUGAAACAAUAUCAAGCCAGACUUCAUGCAGCCAGCGAUGGAAAGAAGCCAAACAAGGACAAAGGGAACACAAAACCCAGAAAAAAAUGAACGCAUAUUCAGUUUCUUGGCAUACCGAAUCAUUUAUUACUUCAAAUAAAGGUUGAAAAUAUUGAA
Messenger RNA from Haplochromis burtoni (Burton's mouthbrooder), 1134 nucleotides. Its product is annotated as coiled-coil domain-containing protein 42 homolog. NCBI's taxonomy places the organism in Eukaryota, Metazoa, Chordata, Actinopteri, Cichliformes, Cichlidae. The transcript is spliced from 7 exons. Bases 127 to 1068 code for a protein of 313 amino acids. The record is from RefSeq and is a predicted model, not a curated record.